This is a messenger RNA of Thalassophryne amazonica, 1823 nucleotides long. Its product is annotated as gastrula zinc finger protein XlCGF57.1-like. Gene Ontology annotation, molecular function: DNA-binding transcription factor activity, RNA polymerase II-specific; RNA polymerase II transcription regulatory region sequence-specific DNA binding. Gene Ontology annotation, biological process: regulation of transcription by RNA polymerase II. Lineage: Eukaryota; Metazoa; Chordata; Actinopteri; Batrachoidiformes; Batrachoididae. The record is from RefSeq and is a predicted model, not a curated record. The transcript is spliced from 2 exons. Bases 76 to 1803 code for a protein of 575 amino acids. Gene Ontology annotation, cellular component: nucleus.
AUUGAUGGAACAUCACAAAGACUUCAUCCCACUACUUCUACAAAUUCUCAGCUGUAAAAUGCAUCUCUCCUCUAGAUGAUCUUUGUUCCACAGCCAAUCGUAGAGUCCAGAGAAGAACACAUGGAUAUGCAGCAGUUCUCAGUGUGUCAAGAAGAAAUUUUCCCUGAGAAGUGUGGGAGUGGGCACCUCGACAUGGAGAAUAUUAAGGAGGAACAAGAGAAGUUCUGGUCAAAUAAGGAGGAACAGCAAUUUCACCAGCUGAAGGAGUCUGGUAUCAUUAAGGUUCCUUUGAUUCUUGUCCCUAUCAAGAGUGAAAAUGAAGAAACACCAGUGUUUUCACAGCUUUAUCGAAGCCAAUCUAAUGAGAGCGCACAGGCAGACUCUCCAGCGAGGAGCUCAUUUGCAUACAGAAUGCUACAAGCACAAGCUGAUGGAGAGGACAGUAGAAGACCAGAACCAUACAACAACUCGGGCCCAUAUAGUGAUGGCAAGAAUUCAGAUAUUUCUGAAACUGAGACUGAUGACAGUUUUGAAUGGUAUCCAACACUGAACAUUUGUUCAGGUUUAAACCUUUUACAAAAUGGUGAUAUCUGUGUGAGCAGUGCGCAAAAACAACUGGAUUACUCUGAAUCUGGAAAAGCAUUUUUUUACAAGACGUAUUUAAAUCAACACAAGAGUGAGAAGUCACUUGAGAUCCUUGAGCAUGGUAAAAGGUGGAGGCAAAAUGACAAUGAGAAAGUUCUCCCCACAAGUCAUACAGGUGAGAAGCCAUUUGUCUGUUCUGAGUGUGGCAAAAUGUUUGGACACAGGUGCUAUCUCAAAGCACAUAUGAGAAUUCAUACAGGAGAGAAACCAUUUGUUUGCUCUGAGUGUAGAAAAACGUUUGGUCUGAAGAGCCAUCUUGAUGUGCAUAUGAGAAUUCAUACAGGAGAGAAACCGUUUACAUGUUCUGAGUGUGGUGAAAGGUUUGGAAGAAAGGGAAUUCUGAAAAUACAUAAGAGAACUCAUACAGGAGAAAAACCAUUUGCCUGUUCUGAGUGUGGUGAAAGAUUUGCAAGAAGGGACAAUCUAAAUGUGCACAUACGAAUUCAUACAGGAGAGAAACCAUUUGGCUGUUCCGAAUGUGGUAGACGAUUUCGACAAAAGAGUAAUCUUAAUGUACACAUGAAAAGGCAUAAAGAUAACGAAAGACGAAAGAAGCCAUAUGGCUGUUCCGAGUGUGGCAAAUGUUUUAGACAAAAAGGCCGUUUUAAUGCACACAUGAAAAAGCAUAGAAGCCCAAAUCUGUUUGAUUGUCCUGAGUAUGGUGAAACAUUUAGAAGAAAGGGCAAACUGAACAAACGCAUGAGAAAUAAUACAGUACUUGACUGUUCUGAAUGUGGUAAAAGAUUUGGAAGACAGCACAGUUUGAACAGACACAUGAUGAUUCAUGCAGGAGAAAAACCAUUUCACUGUUCUGAGUGCACAGAAAGGUUUGCAUUUAAAGGCAAUCUUAAAGUACACAUGAGAAUGCAUACAGGAGAGAAACCGUUUACCUGUUCCGACUGUGGAAAAAGGUUUGGAAGAAAAGGAAUUUUGAACGUACAUAAGAGAACUCAUACAGGAGAAAAACCAUUUGCCUGUUUUGACUGUGGUGAAAGAUUUGGGAGAAAGGACAAUCUAAAUGUGCAUUUUAGAAUUCAUACUGGAGAGAAACCAUUUGGCUGUACCGAAUGUGGUAAAAGAUUUCGGCAAAAGAGUAAUCUUAAUGCACAUGUGAAAAGGCAUAAAGUGAGUAUGGAGAUGAGUAGGGAUGGGUAUUGAUGAGAUUUAAUUGAUAUUGG